Molecule: messenger RNA, 2040 nt
Organism: Spodoptera frugiperda (fall armyworm)
Lineage: Eukaryota; Metazoa; Arthropoda; Insecta; Lepidoptera; Noctuidae
Product: UDP-glycosyltransferase UGT5-like
Exons: 8
Coding region: 78-1649 (523 amino acids)
Molecular function (GO): UDP-glycosyltransferase activity
Source: RefSeq, a predicted model, not a curated record
CACGAAUAUGGCAGUUAAAAACAGUUUAAAUUAUUAUUAUUAAAGUUAUAUUCUCUGAUCAAAAAUUGAAAAAAAAAAUGGGGAAAAUUAUCUGUAUUUUGUUUUGUCUCCUUAUAAUUUUGUCGUCAAGUGAGGCUUAUAAGAUCUUGGCAGUGCUUCCUAUACCGAGCCCCAGUCAUGGCAUUCUUGGAGAUAACUUGGUCAGGCAUCUUCUGGACGCUGGACACGAAGUAACUUAUGUAACGCCAUUCACGAGCAAACAGAAGAACCACACAAACUUGCAUAUAGUGGACGUGGAUGCCAACCAUGUAAUAUAUGAGGACGGAGAAGACCAGCUGGAUUUCCAGCAGAUUUUGGACCAAAAGGCAACCGUAGUUGACUCACCAUUUUUAUUUUGGGUUUUGUCCAACGUUGCUGAUAUGACACUAAGCAACCCGAACGUCCAGAAACUGAUGAGGGAUCCACAGCAGAAGUUUGACGUUAUUAUCGUCGAAUACAUAUUCACAGAUGUGUUUUCAGCCUUGUCAGCGAUUUACCAAUGCCCUUUCAUCUGGUUUUCUACCAUUGGACCUCACUGGAUGGUACUGAACCUGGUCCAUGGGCCUUUGAAUCCAGCCUACAAUACUGACUUCCUUCAAGCUCGAAUUCCUCCCUUCCAAUUCUUGGGAAGAGUCGAAGAACUGUGGACGCAGGUGAAAGGCCUGUAUCGUCAUAAAUUUGACUUUUAUUACGAGGAAGAACGCAUUUAUCAAAAUCGGAUAGUCCCUAUCCUGCAGGCGCAGGGUAAGCCAGUGCUUGAUUUUAAUGUCAUAAAAUAUAAUGCAUCAUUAUUGUUGGGCAACUCGCAAGUAGCGCUUGGUGAUGCAGUGCCCUUGCCACCUAAUUAUAAACAUAUAGGUGGCUUCCAUAUUGAUGAAGUGGUGAAGCCUUUACCAGAGAAUUUACAAAAGAUCAUGGACGAUGCAGAGCACGGAGUCAUAUACUUCAGCAUGGGCUCCAAUUUGAAGAGUAAGACUAUGCCCAAUGAACUGAAGAAAGGUCUGCUUGAGGUGUUCGGAUCAUUAAGGCAGACAGUCUUGUGGAAGUUUGAGGAGAAUCUACUGGACCGGCCGAAAAAUGUCCAUAUCUUGCAAUGGGCACCACAACAGAGUAUAUUGGCCCAUCCCAAUCUCGUACUUUUCGUCACUCACGGUGGUCUCCUAUCACUCACCGAAGCGGUCUACUUUGGCGUCCCAGUUAUAGCUAUUCCAGUCUUCUCUGACCAGUUCCUCAAUGCAAACCAAGCUCAACAUAAAGGAAUUGGAGAACAAAUUGACCUCUCCUACAACUUAGAUAAGGAUCUGAAGGUCACUUUGGAUAAAAUUCUUGGUGAUCUUCCCAAGUACACUGCCAGAGCAAAGGAAGUAUCUGCAGCAUAUCGCGACAAUCCAAUAAAACCUGGACAGGAGUUGAGCUUCUGGGUGGAGCACGUGGUGCGCACGCGCGGCGCCCCACACCUGCGCUCGGUGGCGCUACAAGUGCCGCUGUACCAACAAGCGUACCUAGAUCUGCUAGCUGUGCUGCUGGCAGCUGCUGUUGGUAUAUUACUGGUGGUAAAGAAGAUUGUAUGUUUACUUACGUCGAAGAGUAAGAAGCUAAAGAAGAAUUGAUUUACUUUUAAAUCUAUGUUUAAUGGUGGACGUCUUUUUAUAAAAGCUUGUUUAAGCGUGAAUUCAAUGAUUGGAAGUUGAUUGCUUUAAUAGGAGGGAUUUUCAGAAAGACUUUAGACAAGUAAUAUUGUUCAUUACAUUUGUGUAUGAUUCAUGCUCCUACGCCGAUGUUGCGCCACCAAUAAUAAUGAUUACUACAAGGCACAAGUUGAUGCACAUUAUUUUAUUGCUAUGUCUGAUACAAAUGAUAAAUAAUAAGUGAUAAAAUAUAUCGACGCUGGAAAGGCAAAAUGUAUUAACCGCCAUUAUGUGAAUUGUUCAGUAGAGCGAUUUGAAGUUUCAAAUUUUGCAAAAAAAAAUCAUAACUAAUUAAUUACUGGAGCUUUUUCAU